Brassica napus (rape) is the source of this 1284-nucleotide messenger RNA. RefSeq names its product cellulose synthase A catalytic subunit 8 [UDP-forming]-like. The transcript has 6 exons. The record is from RefSeq and is a predicted model, not a curated record. The coding region runs from base 101 to 781 and encodes 226 amino acids. Gene Ontology annotation, biological process: plant-type primary cell wall biogenesis; cellulose biosynthetic process. Gene Ontology annotation, molecular function: cellulose synthase activity. Gene Ontology annotation, cellular component: plasma membrane; trans-Golgi network. NCBI's taxonomy places the organism in Eukaryota, Viridiplantae, Streptophyta, Magnoliopsida, Brassicales, Brassicaceae.
GGCGAAAACUCUACAAAGUUAAUAAUCAAAUGUUUACCCCUAUUGUUUCAGAUCUCCUCCAUAACGUACCUUCUUAUCUCUCUCUCAAGGGAAAACGAAGAUGAUUGAGUCCAAGUCUCCGGUCUGCAACACUUGCGGAGAGGAGACUGGUGUGGAAUCAAACGGAGAGUUCUUCGUUGCUUGCCAUGAAUUCAAAGAAGGUCGAAGAAUCUGCUUGCGUAGCGGCAAGCCUUACGAUGAGAAUGUGCUUGAUGAUGUUGAGACAAAGACAUCUAAACACCAAUCCACUGUUGCAACACACAUCAGUAACACUCCUCAGGAUUCUGGAAUUUAUGCUAGACAUAUAAGUACAGUCUCCACAAUAGACAGUGAACUCAACGAUGAAUAUAGAAAUCCUAUAUGGAAGAACAGAGUUGAUAGCUGGAAAGACAAGAAGAGCAAGAAGAAGAAGAAACAUGCAAAGGCAACAAAAGCUGAAGACCCUGAUGCUCAGGUUCCUCCCCAACAGCACAUUGAAGAUAUAUCACUGAACGCAGAGGCUGCUUCUGCUACAGAUGUGCUUUCUGUUUUGAUUCCUAUCCCAAGGACAAAAAUUACUUCAUACAGAAUCGUUAUCAUCAUGCGUUUAACCAUCUUGGCUUUGUUUUUCCACUACCGUAUCACCCAUCCAGUGGACAGUGCUUACGGUCUAUUGCUAACAUCUGUGAUAUGUGAGAUCUGGUUUGCUUUCUCGUGGGUGUUGGAUCAGUUUCCUAAAUGGUCUCCUAUCAACAGAACGUAGAGCCAUGAAAAGAUUAUGAAGAGUUCAAGAUCAGAAUGAGGUGCAUUGGCUGCGUCGAUGAAGAAAUCAGUAAAACAAGAUUUUUUAGAAGACGAUGGAAAGUCCGGUAAAGCUGUUGGAACAUCCACACCUGACAAAGGUGUUAUAUAUUUGGAGAGGAGGCAGGCAUUUUUGGCUUUGACCAAAGCUUCUCCCGGCAUAUCAGCCAAUGGUAGCUUAGGUACUGGUUCGUCCAAACUUUUGGUCUUAAGCACAAAAUCAUUAGACGUUCAUAGAGUCUAAUGAGAGCUCAAUGGACCUUUUAGGCAUUCUAACUUUUAAUCUUUAGUGUAUUCAAAGAUGGUGUUGUAGUUUUAGAUACACAAGCAAUUUUUUCAUGGAAAGGCUAUCAAGGCUCUUUAUUUUUUUUUUCUGCAUUUUAAGUGAUGACACUUUAGUCAAUACAUAUUUUUAUCGAUUGGAAAAUUGAGAAGUUGAAAGUAAGUUAAUAUGUUUUGGCACCA